AUGGCUCUGGAAAACUCAAAGUAUGCAAGUCCACUACAGAAGAAGUCAUCUUCGGUCACUUCCACGCCUUUCCUGUCACCUGUCGCCACGCCGAAAAGCGGCAGCACCUCCGCAGUUGGUUCAGAGCAGAACAAUUCCGCCGUCCAACUCGCCAUGGCCCAUGGAAACAGUCUCUAUGAUGAGGUGAACCAGCAUGCUGUGAAGCUGUCCACCGUCAUCUCGAGCACGAUUGCAAACACUCGCCGCUUGCUCAACCUCAUUCGAGAGGCAUCUCCUGAUACGAGCAAUGCCACCGUCGAGGCCCUGUGGGAUGAAUUGGAAAAGCUCUACACUGCAAUGAACGAUGCAAAGGCAGCACUGCCCACGUUUCUGGAUAAGCAGCGUAACAAUAUCAGCCUGUACCACACUGCCAUGAUGAAUCAGAUGAUCCAAGAUACGCAGCACGAGCUAAACAUUCAGCACAAGAAGGUUAACAUUCAACAUGAUCUAAUCCUCGAGCACCAUGAAGCAUUUCACGCAUACAAAGAGCAGACUGCCGCCAAAAUCAAAGACAUUGAGGCUCUGCAGGAACGUGUUUCGCGUCUCACGCUUGAAAAAGGCAAUCUCCGCACUGAAGUGGACAAGUACAUGCAGCUUCUCGAAAAAGAGCAUGCUGCUAAGGCUGAAGAUCUACGCAAGGCCGAUGCCAUGCAGAAGGAACUAGAAACUGUCGUAGCUUCUAACAAACAGCUUCUUGUAGAAGUCGAUGCGCUGCGGCAGAAACUCGAAGAGCAUCAGGGCAGGACAAAGGCCGAUCAAGAGUCUACCGAAGAGCUGAAGUUAAUUACUGGCCAACUCGCUGAAGAAAGGAAGACGACCGCAGCCCUUGUGACAAAAAUGACUGGUUUAGAAGAGAGUGAACGUAUCGCUCGACUUGAUGCCGACAAAGCCAACAAAGAGCACAAAACUCUGAGCGAGAAGUACAGCAACCAGGCAGCAGAGCAUGCAAAGGCUUUUGUGAAACUUCAAGAGCAAUCCAAAGAGAUCGACGGUUUGAAAAAUGACGUCGAACGCUUACAGAAGGAAAACACUGAGUUGAAGCAGCGCCUGGCCGAGCUUGCUGAUAUCGACCACCAAGUCAUUCAACUCGAUCAUUCAAACUCGAAGUUGUCAGGGCUCGUUAGCAGUCUUACCAGCCAGUUGAAGGCGGCUCAAGAUGAAGUGAGCAAUACCAGGCUUGAAAAGGAGGCAUUCUUCGAGAAGGUGGAGUCAUUGGGCAAGGGAGUCGAGCCCACUGAUUCCGAUACCGCUGGUCUCGUUCACAAACAGGCCGAGAGAAUCGCCGUUCUUGAAAACACGCUGGAAGAGUGGACCGACCUCGCCAAGCGCUCGUACAAGGAAUACAAGGACAUGCUUCCGACGUACAGGCAGGCCGAGCAGUAUCGCAAGGAUGCUCUCGACAGGGAGGAAACCAUCAAGGGUUUGCAGAAGGAGCUUAUUGCAGCCAAGGCUUCGCAGAACAACGGCGACACCACGUACUGGAAGAACAAGUAUGAGACUCUUCUGGCUACUGUUUCUACGUGA
Molecule: messenger RNA, 1563 nt
Organism: Bipolaris zeicola 26-R-13
Lineage: Eukaryota; Fungi; Ascomycota; Dothideomycetes; Pleosporales; Pleosporaceae
Exons: 4
Coding region: 1-1563 (520 amino acids)
Source: RefSeq, a predicted model, not a curated record